This is a messenger RNA of Penicillium cinerascens, 477 nucleotides long. RefSeq lists its product as uncharacterized. The transcript is spliced from 4 exons. The coding region runs from base 1 to 477 and encodes 158 amino acids. The record is from RefSeq and is a predicted model, not a curated record. Lineage: Eukaryota; Fungi; Ascomycota; Eurotiomycetes; Eurotiales; Aspergillaceae.
AUGAUGCUGGGCGAGGAGUCGGAGCCUGCGAGAACCUGGGAGCAGGUAGGAAACGAAGCCUUGCGACGAGGAAUGAAACGGAUCGUCAUGAUGGGUGCCCACUGGGAGACAUUGGAAGACGCCGUCGAAGUUAGCAUGAACCCCGACCCAAAGAAGCUGCCUAUGGGCGGCGUCCGUGACGAUCGCUACUUGCCCUACAAAUUGGCACCUGAUAUCGAAGGAGGUCAGGAGGUGCUGGAAAGGCUUCGUGCUGCGGGAAUAAAUGCUCGGGCAGCGCCCAAGUUCGACUGGAUCCACGACACCCUUCUUGCUGGGCGCCACCCUGCGUCCGAUGCGCCUGUGCCCCCCGACACUUGGGCGUUACAGUUUCGACAAGCUGUGGAAGAUGCGAUCCUGCGCAAUAAGGGCCCAGAGGUGCGUCGGGCAUUGUCUCGGUUGAUGAAGCACCCUCGCUUUCGGGACGCUCAUGGAAACUGA